Molecule: messenger RNA, 2912 nt
Organism: Centruroides sculpturatus (bark scorpion)
Lineage: Eukaryota; Metazoa; Arthropoda; Arachnida; Scorpiones; Buthidae
Product: proton myo-inositol cotransporter-like
Exons: 10
Coding region: 175-1929 (584 amino acids)
Biological process (GO): transmembrane transport
Cellular component (GO): membrane
Molecular function (GO): myo-inositol:proton symporter activity
Source: RefSeq, a predicted model, not a curated record
AAGUGCUAAAUUCAAAAAUUAUGUAAAAAUAUAGGCGGAACCCUUUGACAUUUGAUUCGACGAUGACAGCGAUGUUUUGACGAAUCGUUUCCAUGUGGUUACGGUCGACUGACACGAAAUGUCCGAAGUCUUAUUGAUUUUCCAUGGUUAUCGACUGAAAACGAGAAAGAGAGAAUGGAGGCGGAAGACGAACAGCUGGUCGACCGCCCCCCCGCCCGAACCACCAAGUACAUAUAUUUGGUUACGGUCCUCUCCGCCGUCGGCGGUUUCUUGUUUGGUUACGACACUGGCGUCAUUUCUGGUGCUAUGCUUUUUUUGAAGGAGGAAUUCCAAUUGGAACACACGUGGCAAGAGAUAGUAGUCAGCAGCACCAUUGCGGCGGCUUGGAUCUUCUCCAUCCUGGCCGGUUUCCUCACCUCCGGGAUCGGCCGGAAGCCCGUCAUACUGGUGGCCAGCUUCGUCUUCACCGGAGGCGCCGUGAUGAUGGGAGUGAGUCGGAGUAAAUACGUGCUUCUCGGAGGGAGGAUCGUGGUGGGAAUCGGAAUAGGUCUUGCUUCGAUGACCGUUCCAAUGUAUAUAGGAGAAGUGGCCCCGUUGGAAAUUCGUGGAAAAUUAAUUACCGUCAAUAACUGUUUUAUUACUGGUGGUCAGUUUGCUGCCAGCCUCAUCGAUGGUUUCUUUAGUAAAGAUAAAAUCAAUGGAUGGAGGUAUAUGUUAGGAAUUGCGGGAAUUCCAUCAUUUAUUCAGUUUUUUGGCUUUCUCUGUAUGCCAGAGUCACCAAGAUGGUUGAUAAGCAAAGGUUAUUAUGAAAAAGCAAUUUCCGUUUUAAAACAAGUCAGAGGUUCCAAGGUUAACAUACAGCCAGAAUUUGAUGCAAUAAAAAAUAAUUUUCUUGAAACUGAACAGGAAAGAAAAGAAGCUGGAGGCUCGUCAUCUAUACUUAUGCAAGUACUUCGACACACAGCUCUACGAAGAGCACUGCUGGUGGGUUGCAGUCUGCAGAUGUUCCAGCAGAUUGCAGGGAUUAAUACAGUAAUGUAUUACAGUGCAACAAUAAUUCAGAUGGCAGGUUACAACGAUCCUUCCCAGGCCAUCUGGCUGGCCUCUGCCACGGCAUCCGUGAAUUUUGUCUGCACAUUCAUUGGUCUGUUGCUUGUCGAGAAGUGGGGAAGAAGGUUGCUUACGCUUGGAAGCUUGGCAGGUGUCAUCUUUAGCCUUCUCUUGUUGGCUAUUGGAUUCCACAUAACAGCUGCAAAGAGUCCAAGAAUAUUCAAUCACAACAUUUACGACACUAACGUUCAAUGUUUCAAUGCCACAACCUGCAAUGAAUGCACUCUGUUGAAGGAAUGUGGUUAUUGCUUUCCGUCUUCGGAUUUUACCAAUGGCACCUGUCUUCGAGUGAACGAAAACAAGACGGACAGCUCGUAUGUGGGAAGUUGCUCCAACCACACCAAGGAAGACGUUUGGGCCUACGAUUGGUGUCCCUCUAAUUAUUCUUGGUUGAUGCUCUUGGGCUUAUUCCUCUAUUUGUUUUUCUUUGCUCCGGGCAUGGGUCCAAUGCCUUGGACCAUAAAUUCCGAAAUCUACCCGCUGUGGGCCAGAAGCACUUGUUAUGCAUUGGCCACUUCGGUGAACUGGAUGUUUAAUUUGUUGGUGUCCAUGACGUUUCUCACUCUCACCCAAGCCAUCACAAAAUAUGGCACCUUUUAUCUGUACGUGGGAUUUGCAGUCGUGGGUUGGGUGGUAUUCUUCCUCUUUCUUCCGGAAACAAAGGGGAAGACUCUAGAAGAAGUGGAAAGUCUGUUUUCCUGUUCCCUCUGGGAAGAUGGCACCACGCGCAACGAGGAGAAGAUGGUCCAGUACGUGCACAUUCGCGGAAUAAGUCGCUCACGGACCUACGAAGACCAGGAUUCGGGGGAAGACAAUUAAGUCGCGCCGGCAAUCUAUUGUCGGAAUCGUUCAGAAGAAAGUUUACCUGUGCUGUAUAUAUACUUUAUGCAGAGAUAUAAUUAUUUAUAAAACAGUUAUUAUAACCCUGUUGAAAUUUUAAAGUUGUGACCAUGCUGUCUAUAAUAAAAUUAAAUUAUGAAUUGUUAGCAAAGCCUCUUUCCUAAUUAUAUCUGCUUAAGAAAUUAUUUUAUCACCAGGAUAUCAAUUCAGACAAUAACAUGAGCAAUUAUAUAAAUUUACUAUUAAAUCAUAAACAUCAAUUGCAGCAAAAUAUGUUUUAUAAUCUUGCAUUCUAAUAGAAGAAAAUCUGCAUGAACAAUAGAGACUUGUUAAAAGUUUUUAAAGUUUGAAUAAAAAACAUGUUAUUUCCUCUACAAAACUAAAUUAAUAAGUGAAUCUGUUAAUAAGAUGGAUGUGUUCCUACAUCUUAGUUUAAGCACCAAUCUGUUAUUAAUUUCAUUUUAAGCUAUAAUUGAAUUAAGAAUAUAUAUUUAUUGCACCUAAGAAAUCCUAAAUAAAAACAAAUUAAAAGAGUCUUGACAUAGCUUUAUUUUUGUGACAAUUUCUGGUCUGCUUCAUAUAAGUUUUUAAGUAACAAAACAAGCAAUGUUAUAUAACAUUUAGAAGUUUUAAACUCAAAAUUAUGGAACAAAGACAAUAUGUGGCUCAUAAUGGAGAGAAUAGACCUUAAAAGAUUACUUAUAUCAAUUGCUCUGCACUCUCAAUUGCAAAACGAAUUUGACAUCUAAAAGUCCCAAAUUUAUCCCUUCCUUCCUCAUACAUACGACAUUUCAAACUCGAAGUCACACACAAAUUUACGAAAUUAACAAUACCAUAAUAAGAUUGAAAUUGUUCACAAUCGGUUCCAACGGACAUUUACUACAAGACUGUUUAUGAGAAAUUGACAGAUCUUAAUGCUUUAAUUGCCAAUUAGUCCCAGUCUGAUUCUUGUGACGUUGCCA